Molecule: messenger RNA, 888 nt
Organism: Anneissia japonica
Lineage: Eukaryota; Metazoa; Echinodermata; Crinoidea; Comatulida; Comatulidae
Product: cytoplasmic dynein 2 heavy chain 1-like
Exons: 5
Coding region: 1-888 (295 amino acids)
Source: RefSeq, a predicted model, not a curated record
AUGUGUAUAAGAGACAGAAUUAAUUCAUUUCUGGACGAUGGAAAUGUUCCAGUGCUCGCAGCGAAGAUAAAACAAAGAGCAGGAGAUAAAACUGUUCAACUCUCCAAUAAAGUUGAGCCGAGUGACACAAAGGACAAAGUGAUAGUAUUCUUCAAAUCACAGCCUGUUGUGAUUACACCAGACAACCUUCACAAUGUGGUCUUGGUAUCUAGCAUGCUUGACUCACCAAUCAGUUCCCUGUACCAUACUGUAAAGAAGGUGUUUGCACCCUUGUUACUUGAGGAUGAAAAAUGGUCACAAGGCUUUGAUCCAAAGCUACAGAGUUUGUUGAGUCAGCUUGAGGCAGGGUUAAGCAGUGUCAUCCGCAAGCAAGACCCAUCCCAGCGUUCUUCUGGUAGAGAAGAUAGCCUUGGAGGCAUCUUGACCCCUUCUGAUGAAUUCCAGUAUUGGGCUGAGGUAGCAAUGUCAGGAAACACAUUGGAUACGAAAGAACGUGCUCAGCUUUUCCAAACCCUCUUUGAACCAAUAGCGAGAGAUUAUGGCAAUCUGGAUGGGUUUUCAUUGGAUGAGGGAUUGCAGCUUGUUGAGACUACUAAUGAUGCUGUGGAUGAGGUUUGGAGGCAGGGGGAGUUUGACCCCUACCCAGAAAGAAGAAUGCAACAUCUUUUGGAUGUUAUUGGUGGAGAACUAGGCAGGUUUGUGCAGCGUAAACUAUGUGGCCAUGACAUCUGGCGGGACCCAUUCUACCGUGUCCGCGAAGCUCUACAGAGGGCGAUCUCUAUUUGCGACAAGUGGAUCCUAUUGUGUGAGAAGUUGACAGGUCAGAUCUGGAGGACUGACCCCAUGAACCCGUGGAAGGGUGAGAAGCUGUCUCUUAUACACAUCUAG